AUGGGUGGAGAUGCCGCUUUGGCGUGGUGUUUGGAGAAGGCCACUGCACAAACGCGCCAUCACAUGAUCUAUGCAAAUGAUGACAUCAACGAGGAAAGCGCUCGUAGCCAAUCCUUCUUCCUUUAUCGUCACAGCGCUUUCACAUCAAGAAAUCAUAUGGCAAUGAGGCUCACCACAGAAUUUGUAACCAGGCCAAGGUACUAUCUACCAGUACCUGUACCUCUCAAUGAAUCAUGGCUCUCCCAGAGGCUCCACAUCUAUACAACACUCUUCCGCUGGACCACCACACAGCCUUCCAGAAUUAUUCAAUACCUAACUCAAGUAUGCCUUCUACAUCUCGGCAUGCAACAGAGAAUUGCCCCUACAAUGCAUCAAAGAUCCAACCCAGGUGUUUUCCUCUUCAUGCGCCAUCUAGAUCAAUCCUCUAGCUCAUUCUUCGACACUGGUCUCGUCUAA
Molecule: messenger RNA, 456 nt
Organism: Lindgomyces ingoldianus
Lineage: Eukaryota; Fungi; Ascomycota; Dothideomycetes; Pleosporales; Lindgomycetaceae
Exons: 2
Coding region: 1-456 (151 amino acids)
Source: RefSeq, a predicted model, not a curated record